AUGAAAUUCAUGAAAAUUCAAGAGGGUGAGAAAAGAGGUGAGAAAACAGGUGAGAUCUCACCUCUUCACCUAAAAUAUAUUUUGGGUCAUUUACACUCAUUGACGAUGAAGAACUUGACAACUAUUCUAUAUUUUUACCCAUAUGAAAUGUACGCCGCUCAGAAUAUAACGCCAACAGUUUUGGAUGCCAUGAAUGGAAAUGUUUCCGAAUGGUAUAACGAAUGCGACAAUGCCAUUAGAAGGUCAGAAAUAGUUCCUGGAACUUACGAAUAUACAACUGCUGUUUCUUAUGGAAACGUAGGUGAGUUUGGAGAAGGUUCUUCAACAACAGUAGAUAUUGCUUGCGACAGGUUUCAUAUAAUUUCUAUUGACAACUCUUUCUUAUACGUGGAACAAGACAUUGAAAUAAAACCUUCUGCCAAGUUGUCUGACAAGAAAGGUUGCAAUGGAAUUUUCUAUGUCGGAUACCAAUAUGCUCCAGAAGUUUUCAUGGGAUAUAAGAUAUAUUCUAACUCUGACUUAGUUCAAACAGUAACAUGGGCAAACUAUGAAUGGUUCGCUUUGAGAAACUCAGUACAACCACAAGCUAGAGAACAAACAGACCAGUAUGCAACUAUUGAGAAAAUAAGAAGACUUGACCCUAACGUUCCAGGAGUUUAUGUUAACCUUUCUGGACAAACUGCAGCAGCAGUAACCAAAGUAAAAUUGAAACUUAGAGUUCCUUUGUCAUCUUUCCUCAUCUUCAGGUUUUUAAGAUACUUGCCAAACUGGGCAGGAAAAAUUUCUAUCGAACUUACUCCAAGCAAAAAUAACUUAGUCAUUGCACCAACACAAGACCCAUUCACUCUUACAGACGUAA
Messenger RNA from Trichomonas vaginalis G3, 859 nucleotides. RefSeq lists its product as uncharacterized. The annotation marks the transcript as partial. NCBI's taxonomy places the organism in Eukaryota, Parabasalia, Trichomonadida, Trichomonadidae. The record is from RefSeq and is a predicted model, not a curated record. The transcript has a single exon.